Messenger RNA from Mobula hypostoma (lesser devil ray), 3391 nucleotides. RefSeq names its product protein THEM6-like. The coding region runs from base 1903 to 2595 and encodes 230 amino acids. Lineage: Eukaryota; Metazoa; Chordata; Chondrichthyes; Myliobatiformes; Myliobatidae. The record is from RefSeq and is a predicted model, not a curated record. The transcript is spliced from 4 exons.
UUUACUGUUGGACAGCUGUUUUAUUAAUUAAGUAUUAAUGGCCUUUAACAUGUAGAUUCUAUUGGCUAUUAAUAACUAUUAUUGCAGUGUGAUUGAUUAUGGAAAUACAGAAUUUAAAUAUCCUCAAGAUUAUGAAUUGGUCAAUAUCUAUACCCAAUUAGUCAAUUUCAAGUUAAGUAAACAUUUAAUUUUCAUUCAACCAUGCAUGAAAGAGCAUUACUCCAGGGCCAAGGUGCAAAACAUAAUACCAACAGUCAUACACAGCACAAAGCACAUAUAGCACAGAUAAGAUAGCAAUCAUUUAUAAGAUAGCAAGCACAUAGGAGAUAGCAGUAAAAAUCUUUUCACACACAAAAUAUAUAUAUAGUCUAAGUCCCUGAGUCCAUGAAUGUUGCAGCAGUCUGCAGUUGAACUCAAUAUAGCUUGUCUUCUGCUGAGCGAAUACUUGGGGGGCAGCAUCAACUCCAGCUUGGAUGCUGUGCCACACCACCUCCAGCAAACGAUUCAGAUGCCUCUCUCCUGAGUGGUUGUAAACAGGCAACACUGCGGCUUUAGGCCUAGUCCUCAAUUUCUGCAUAAGGGUGGCAUUUCUUUGUUCAAAUUUCAGAACAGUAUGUGUUUGAAAGGAAAUAGGCCAUUCUCUUUGUAUGUAAACAAGCAAAUGAAGUGUGAUUGAGGAACGAGUGCAAGCUUGAAAAGCCCAGUUCUUUGGCGAUGACAAGAUGUUUAGAAAUCAAAUUACACCCAUCAAAUGGAACAAUGGAAAAUGCAUUAUCAUAUACAGUAUUUUUGAUAAGAAAAUAAAUCAGAUGUUACUUUAGACAUUGAUUAAUAAAGCUAUAAAGAUAAAUUAUUUACUAAUACAAGUUUAUAGUGGCAAACAUUUUUGAAAGGAUUACAAUUGUAUUAACUUACAUAGAUUGAUUUGCAACUCCAUGUAACAUUUUUGAAUAUACACUUAUGGAUGCUUCAUACAAAAGUACAGGUCAGAUCAGAUCCAAUUAAAAUGUAGUAUUUCUCCAUGUGUGCCAGUUUCAUGCUAUGAGGAGCUGAUCUUCAUGUCGACGAUGGGGCAGAAUGCAGCAUCAAUGCAUAUUUUGUUCUCUAUGGAAUUUGGAUUGGAUAAUGGCAAGGAAUGAAAUGUUUAGAAAUGGGUUAUGUAGUAACUGAAAGCAGCAACCGGAGAGAUAUUUUCUCCGAUGGACAAAAAGUAGUCAGUCAUUAAAAGAGGAAAUAAAAACUUAACAGAAAUAGUAACUGGUAAUUAAGAGUGCAAGAAAAGAAAUUGAUGGAAUAAAGUACAGACCGAUUAGAAUAAGAAAGAAAUGCCGAAGGGAAAUUGAUGGAGAAAGAUUUUCAGUAGAAAUACAAAUUAAUGUGGGAGACAGGUCUCAUUGAUUAGGAUAAGCUUGAAGGUUGAAUUAAUGGAAAUAAAAAUCCAGUGCCUUCAUUUUGAUCCCCAAAGCUGAUAUUAAGGUCAACCAACAUCAUUUUACUUAUAAAUUGUUGAAAACUGUUAAAAGCUUAAAACUCGAGUCAGUUUUUAAAGAGGAACAUAUGUUGCAAAUGCCAAAACGUCUUCCAUCUGUAAAGUUCCCUUUCAGCCGAUGAUGCUUGAUCCGCUGAGUGUAUCGAGCAUUUUCUGUUUUUACAGCAAAUGUUACUUCUUUCCACGAGUUACUCGGGUGAUUGCCGUGAUUACAGUACUCACGGUUCGGCUGGGUUUAUUUUCGGGUUGUCGAAGUGGGGAUCGUGACGCGCUUUUUUUUUGACUGCAGUGACUGCCGCGCGGCCCGGCGUCGCGCACGGGACUCCGCACUGCGGACUUGGCGCGUGUCCGUGCCACUGCGGCGAAGAGUCCGCGCCCCCGCGGGCGCUCGCGAGCGAGCGGUAGGGGCGCGCAUGGCAUCUGCCGUCUGGUGGGGGCGGAGGGGCGGGAGUGGGGCUGAUGCUGGGGAUGACGCGCAGAGGGUGAAGCAGCAGAUAGUCACCGGCUCCAAGACCAGCACCAUGUGGCUCAUAAUGGCCGCGCUGUCUGUUCUGCUGCUGUUCGCCUUUUUCGACUUGUGGUAUUUCAUACGCAUGUUGCUGGUAUUACUGGUCGCUUCUUUCGAAACCCCGGUCAAGGAUAUUCUGAGGGAGCAGACAGUCCGGGGCAUUGUGCUUUUCCAAGACAUCGACUUCCUGGGCCACAUGAAUAAUGCACGAUAUUUGCGGGAGUGUGAUUUUGCCAGGUUGUCCCUUUAUAUCCGCAAUGGUCUAUUACAUGCAACAAGGAAGUUAAAAGCCAAUAUGGUGGUCGGCGCUGCAACCAUACGGUAUAGACGAUCUCUGCAUUUGUUUGAGCAAUUCAGGAUUAGGUCUAGAAUCCUUUGCUGGGAUGAAAAGGCUUUUUAUAUCGAGCAGGAGUUCAUCUCCUGCAGGGAUGACUUUGUGUGUGCCACCAUGUUGUGUCGACAGAAUGUGUUGUACAGCACCCCUGAUAAGUUACUGCAGGUGCUAUGUAAGAGGAAGGUAGAAUGCCCAGAUUUUCCUGAAGAGGUACAGUUGUGGACCAAGUACAACCUGGCCAGCAGUGCAAGGCUGAGAGCAUAACCAUCUCAUCAGCAAGACCAAAGAGUCCUAGGCGAGGAACCAAUGAUGGUGGAGAUUUCUGUUGAUAAUAGCAGUCUUGUAUCACUUUAAUGUUGACAUUCUGCUGUAGGAUUUUUCUUUAUUUUAAGCUCCUGACCAAAUUAUUUAUUUCAAGUUUCAAGGGAAAGAUUAGAUUCACAUUUGUGAACUUUGUUAUAAAUCAGUGACACUGGCAGAUUCCUUAGAAGUUAUUUUUUUUAUAAUUUGUUUUUGUGACCUCUAUUGUUAAAUGUAUUAAUGUAUUUUGUUGUUUUGAAAUUCAUAUUUGUUUGGCAGAAAACAUGGUCAAUGCAUUAUUAAAAGAACUGUUAUCUAUCUCAUUUUCCCUAAAGUCCAAUUUAAUCGUUUUGUCUGAUGGCUGUCAUCCUUGCAGUGAUUUUUCACCAGAACAGUGACAUCAAACCACAUUAAAGGAAAAACAAUAUUCAAUUGUUAACCAUCUGAAUAAAACAGAGGUGCAGCAAGCUAUUAAAAAGGCAAACAGUGUAUUAGCUUGUAGCACAAGGUUUUGAGUACAAGUGGGAAGGACCCUAGUAAGACCUCACCUAAUGUGGGUGGAGGUGGACUCUACCCACCUCACAGAAAGGCCAGGACUUCUACUGGAUAAAGAGUAGUUCAAACACUAAGUUACAGCUUGGACAGAAUCCUGAUUACAAGAUGUUAGAGACGUGACAAAGAUAUGUAUAACUGACACCAACCUGGACCAGAUAGUGCACUAAUCAAUAGGCAAAGAUCCCAUGCAUAGCAUCAGUUAGAG